GAAAGCGUUCGGAAUAAUUGAGAAGCAGCUUUCCCCGGUGGCGGCGGAGGCAGCCACCACCUCCUCCCUUCUGCUCCCAUCACCCGCAGCCCCACACUUACCCCCGUAUACACAAGCAUCAGACACACAGAAGCCAAUACAGCAGGGGCUGCUUCCCAGAUCCGGCCACCAGUUUCAAGUCCUCCACCUCCUGCAUCCUCCGGCCAGGGUUUGCCACAGGACUCUAAGCUUCAGGGAAAGGAGGAAGCCUGUGACUAAAGCAUGUGGCUGUGGGGCCCCCUGGAUCUUUUCUGAGUCUCCCCUCCCUUGAAGUUGAUGAGCUCCUGAGCCAUUGACUAAGCCCUCCAGUCUCUCCAGCCAGCUGGCAUCUGCCUCCAUCCUUCUCCAUCACAAUGAGUGGCUUCUUUGCCUCCCUGGACCCCCGGAGGGUACAGUGGGGGGCUGCUUGGUAUGCCAUGCACUCCAGGAUCCUUCGCACUAAGCCCGUGGAGUCAAUGCUGGAAGGCACGGGGAGCACCGCACCUCAUGGGACCAAGCUGGCCCAGGUGCUCACCACGGUGGACCUCAUCUCCCUUGGGGUUGGCAGCUGUGUGGGCACUGGCAUGUAUGUGGUAUCUGGGCUGGUGGCAAAAGAAAUGGCAGGACCCGGUGUCAUCGUGUCCUUUAUCAUUGCAGCUGUGGCCUCUAUCUUAUCAGGUGUCUGCUAUGCCGAAUUCGGAGUUCGAGUUCCAAAGACCACUGGGUCAGCCUACACCUACAGCUAUGUCACAGUGGGCGAGUUUGUGGCAUUUUUUAUUGGCUGGAAUCUGAUCCUGGAGUACCUGAUUGGCACCGCAGCAGGGGCCAGUGCCCUAAGCAGUAUGUUUGACUCCCUGGCAAACCACACCAUCAGCCGCUGGAUGAUUGACAGCGUGGGGACUUUAAAUGGUCUGGGAAAAGGAGAAGAAUCAUACCCAGACCUGCUGGCCCUUGUCAUUGCUGUCAUUGUGACCAUCAUUGUUGCCCUUGGGGUGAAAAAUUCUGUGGGCUUCAACAAUGUUCUCAAUGUACUCAACUUGGCUGUGUGGGUGUUUAUCAUGAUUGCUGGUCUUUUCUUCAUCAACGGAAGCUACUGGGCUGAAGGACAGUUCCUGCCUCAUGGAUGGUCAGGGGUUCUCCAAGGAGCAGCGACUUGCUUCUAUGCCUUCAUUGGAUUUGACAUCAUCGCCACGACAGGAGAAGAAGCAAAGAAUCCCAACACAUCCAUUCCUUAUGCCAUCACCGCCUCCCUGGUCAUCUGCCUCACGGCAUAUGUGUCCGUGAGCGUGAUCUUGACCCUGAUGGUGCCCUAUUAUGCCAUUGACACCGAGUCUCCCCUCAUGGAGAUGUUUGUGGCCCACGGAUUCUACACUGCAAAAUUCAUUGUGGCCAUCGGCUCUGUCGCUGGCCUGACAGUCAGCCUGCUGGGGUCUCUCUUCCCGAUGCCCAGGGUCAUUUACGCCAUGGCUGGUGAUGGGCUUCUCUUCAGAUUCCUGGCCCACGUCAGCUCCUACACAGAGACGCCAGUGGUGGCCUGCAUCGUGUCCGGCUUCCUAGCCGCUCUGCUCUCUCUCUUGGUCAGCCUGAGGGACCUGAUUGAAAUGAUGUCUAUUGGCACUUUGCUUGCCUACACCUUGGUCUCAGUCUGCGUCCUGCUCCUCCGAUACCAGCCAGAGAGCGACAUUGAUGGUUUCGUUAAGUUCUUGUCUCAGGAGCACACCAAGAAUAAGGAAGGUGUCCUGGCUGAAUGUGAGAAGGAAGUUUGCUCUCCUGUAAGUGAAGGGGAAGAGUUUUCAGGCCCAGCUACAAAUACGUGUGGGGCCAAGAAUUUACCAUCUUUGGGAGACAAUGAGAUGCUCAUCGGGAAGUCGGACAAGUCUGCCUACAAUGUCAACCAUCCUAACUAUGGCACCGUGGAUAUGACAUCUGGCAUAGAGGCCGACGAGUCAGAAAACAUUUACCUGAUCAAGCUCAAGAAGUUGAUUGGACCUCGCUACUAUACCCUGCGGAUCCGCCUUGGCCUUCCGGGCAAAAUGGACCGGCCCACGGCGGCCACUGGCCACACAGUGACUGUCUGUGUGCUCCUGCUCUUCAUCCUCAUGUUUAUCUUCUGUUCCUUCAUCAUCUUCGGCUCAGAUUACAUCUCGGAGCAGAGCUGGUGGGCCAUCCUCCUGGUCGUCCUCAUGGUCCUGCUCAUUGCUGCCCUGGUGUUUGUGAUCUUGCAGCAGCCAGAGAAUCCUAAGAAGUUGCCCUACAUGGCCCCCUGCCUCCCAUUCGUGCCCGCCUUCGCCAUGCUGGUGAAUAUCUAUCUCAUGCUAAAACUCUCCACCAUCACCUGGAUCCGGUUUGCUGUCUGGUGCUUUGUGGGUAUGCUUAUUUACUUUGGAUAUGGCGUAUGGAACAGCACGCUGGAAAUCAGUGCCCGGGAAGAGGCCUUGCACCAGAGCACCUACCAGCGCUAUGAUGUUGAUGAUCCCUUUGCCGUAGAGGACAGUUUCUCCUACGGCCCAGAGGGGGAGGGCCAGCAGGCCUGGGGAGACGCCACAGCUGAAGACAAAGGCUUCUAUUACCAGCAGAUGUCAGAGGCAAAGGAAAGCAGCCGGACAAGUAGCAAACCGAAAAGCAAAGGCAAACACAAACAGAACUCGGAGGCUCUGAUCGCAAAUGAUGAGUUAGAUUACUCCCCAGAGUAGAAGUCAAUAAGUGAAGGGUGGAAGAGAUGGUGAUUAUGGGCAAGCUAACCUGGGGGUUAGGAGGUCAGGGCUUUCUCAGCUGUCAUUUGCAAUUGUCCCAUAAGUCAACCCCCCAAAUCAUAGCCUCUACCUUGCUAUUUCCCUCUUAGAGAUAAUUCUGUAAAAAAAAGGUUUAACCUGAACCCUAUAAUUGACCCUGUUCUUCCAUCUUCACCCCUCCCCCCAAACUAGCAAAAAACCAAACCCAACAAGGCUGAUGGAGAAUCCCUCUUCAUUCCGACGUCAGGAGUGAUCUGAAUGAGAGUUUCUGACCCCUCUAUUUUAUCGGUUGACUCAAAGGUUCUUUAAGGCCCUGUUGAGACACCAAGAAGCAUAGUCCAAUGCUUCCAUCCCAUUGAGAGAGGUGCCAAAGCUGGUGGGUGAAUGACAAGUCACCAGAUUCAGCCCAUCCUCCGAGUCGAGGAGGGCACAAGGCAUGUUCUCAAUCCUUUCCGCUAAGAGUCCCUCACCACAAGUGAAUGGUGCAAACAAGUUAGCUGACAUUUUCUUAGCAAGGAAUAUAAUGUCUUGGAAGCUCAAGAAAUUCUUGGACAAGACAGGUGCCUCCUUGUAUUUACUAAGGGACUCUACCCACAUGCACCAAUGGACCAAACAAAGAUCAGUGGAUCUGAAACAUAUUCCCCUGAUGGCCCAGAUCUGCAAAGAUGGAGCCAUGUAGACUAAGUGGCAUGGCCUGAGGUACCAUAAAAUUUUCUGUUAAAAACAUGAUGAGCUUCUGGGACAAAAAAAAAAAAGUCCAAAGAGCAUGGGCAGAAAUCAUGGUAGCCACUGCAAAGGAAGUGAAGGGAGUACCUAUUCCCCACACUGAUGAAAUCUGCAAUCCAUGGGAGCAUUUGUUUUCAGAAUAAGUUCAAGAUAUCUGACCAAUACAAAGGUUUAAAAAAGAAGGCAAAGAAUCUUAUGGGACUCCGUGAAAAAUUAGGCCAAAUUUUCUUUAUCACUGGAUAAAGAUCUUAGCAAGUAGAGGUACCCCCAACAAUUAAGGUCUCCCAGAAAAUUCUUUUCUGUUUUUAAAAUAAUGAGUUGUGCAGUACUUGGAUAUAUCUAACCAUUUGACUAGUGGGUGCUACUCUGAAAAAUGUUGACAUAUGGCUAGUCAGAUAAUAGCAUUCCACAAGCCUCCAUCCCACCUCAGAACCAGCUGAUCCAGGGGGUAUACACCUACAUACCAGUGCUCUCUUCCCAUAUGUUUCUCCAAGCAGUAUCAGUGAAGCCCCAAGCAAGGGAAAACCUCACCAGGGGAGGUACUAGGUCUAGGCUGUAGUAGGUAUUCUUACAAGGAAAAAAAUAAAGCACUCCCCCCCACACACACACACCAAACAAAAUGUGGUGGAAGUAUUAAGAGUAAUAUACAACUAAUUGGAAACUCUCCCCUUAGGUUUUUGGCCGCCUCUCCCCAAGGCGUCACUGUUCCUUGCAUAUAAGCUCGAUCAAAACUGUUUCACAUAUUGCUUUCAGCUAAAAUCUUUGCAAGAAUGAUCGGGGGGGGGUAGUUUUUUCUCCAUCCUGCUGUUUUCCUAAUUCCAUCAAGCAGCAAUAUGCCCUGGUCUCUCUCUUUCUAAAUGUCAGGACUUUGUAUUCUCAGCCUCCUCGUUUGCUUUGGGACGAUGGUGAGCAGACAGCUACCCUGUUCAGAGACAGAGCAGAUCCAGGGUUGUCUCCCAUAGAAAGGCUAGAUUAGGGGUGGGGAACCUGCGGCCUCGAGGCCACCUGUGGCCCUCUAGGUCCUCAAGUGUGGCCCUUUGGCU
Phascolarctos cinereus (koala) is the source of this 4519-nucleotide messenger RNA. RefSeq names its product solute carrier family 7 member 14 (gene SLC7A14). Lineage: Eukaryota; Metazoa; Chordata; Mammalia; Diprotodontia; Phascolarctidae. Gene Ontology annotation, cellular component: plasma membrane. Gene Ontology annotation, biological process: transmembrane transport; amino acid transport. Gene Ontology annotation, molecular function: amino acid transmembrane transporter activity. The record is from RefSeq and is a predicted model, not a curated record.